AUGGUGUCAAUAUUCAGUUUUCGGGUUGUUGCAGAUGUGGAGGAAUUGAAUUGUUAUAUUUACCACGGAUUCUCCGAAUGCAUCACCAUGAUGAAUUUAUGCAUGAAAGAUAAGUCGAAUGAAGGACGACCAUUAGCAGUUAGCGAAUGGGAAUGCGCAAAGAGUCAGAUCAUCAUCGCAAAUUGUAAGACGCUAUAUGGGCCACAGUGUGAAAUAUUACAAGAAGAGUGUGCUGUUGCAACUGGAUCAGCCAGGGUGAAGAUUGGAAACGGAGGAGUGUAUCAGAUGCCCAUACCACUCAGGAAUUGCAUCGCGGAAGGAGGAGCUAUGGCAAUGUGUAAGGUGCAUCACGACCACACGAAAUGUAACACAUGGAAGGUACAAUGCUAUACAGCUUUGGGCUUACCAGUGACGUCAACGGUUAUUGGUAAAUAUGAGAAACUGCCUACGCCAGUGGCGUUGUGUGUUUCAGCGCAGGAUUUAAUGGCACGAUGUAAGGCAGCGAUAGGAACAAGUGUUUGCGAUUUGCUGUUAGAUGAAUGCAGGGGAAGAUUCGGCUCACCCAGCAUAACGCUCUCAUCAAAUUCACUUUACUCUCUGUCCCCUCAGCUUAUCAACUGCAUUCAACACCGAUACAAGAGGACUUCUCCGUUCAUUCGUCAGUAG
This is a messenger RNA of Anisakis simplex (herring worm), 666 nucleotides long. The record is from the annotation of a GenBank genome assembly. NCBI's taxonomy places the organism in Eukaryota, Metazoa, Nematoda, Chromadorea, Rhabditida, Anisakidae.